AGAGGCCGGUAGAGGACUGUGAAAGGAAAGUUGUCCCCCAGGAUGGACUUCUCCACCGCGCAGCCCAAGCCUGCCACUGCCCUCUGUGGCGUCGUGAGUGCCGACGGGAAGAUCGCUUACCCUCCGGGGGUAAAGGAGAUCACCGACAAGAUCACCACCGACGAAAUGAUCAAACGACUGAAGAUGGUAGUAAAAACUUUUAUGGAUAUGGAUCAGGACUCAGAAGAUGAAAAACAGCAGUAUCUCCCACUAGCCUUGCAUCUAGCAUCUGAAUUUUUUCUCAGGAAUCCCAAUAAAGAUGUGCGUCUCCUUGUAGCAUGUUGUUUGGCUGACAUCUUUAGAAUCUAUGCCCCAGAAGCUCCAUAUACUUCCCACGAUAAACUUAAGGACAUAUUUUUGUUUAUCACCAGACAAUUAAAAGGUUUGGAGGAUACAAAGAGCCCACAGUUUAAUAGAUACUUUUAUUUAUUAGAGAAUUUAGCUUGGGUUAAAUCAUAUAACAUCUGCUUUGAAUUGGAAGAUUGCAAUGAAAUUUUUAUUCAGCUUUUUAGGACUCUCUUCUCAGUGAUCAACAAUAGCCACAAUAAGAAGGUACAAAUGCACAUGCUAGACUUGAUGAGUUCUAUCAUCAUGGAAGGUGAUGGAGUUACUCAAGAAUUACUGGACUCCAUUCUUAUUAACCUCAUUCCUGCACAUAAGAACUUAAAUAAACAGUCCUUCGACCUCGCCAAAGUCCUAUUGAAAAGGACAGUUCAGACUAUUGAGGCAUGCAUUGCCAAUUUUUUCAAUCAAGUCCUGGUGCUGGGAAGAUCGUCAGUAAGUGAUUUGUCAGAACAUGUAUUUGAUCUGAUUCAGGAACUUUUUGCUAUAGACCCUCAUUUAUUAUUAUCUGUCAUGCCGCAGCUUGAAUUCAAACUGAAGAGUAAUGAUGGAGAAGAGCGAUUAGCUGUUGUUCGACUCCUAGCUAAAUUGUUUGGUUCUAAAGAUUCUGAUUUGGCAACACAGAAUCGUCCUCUGUGGCAAUGUUUUCUUGGACGGUUUAAUGACAUUCAUGUUCCUGUCAGAUUAGAAAGUGUGAAAUUUGCCAGUCACUGUUUAAUGAAUCACCCAGAUUUAGCAAAAGACCUCACAGAAUAUUUGAAAGUUAGAUCACAUGAUCCAGAAGAAGCUAUUCGUCAUGAUGUCAUUGUUACUAUAAUAACAGCUGCCAAAAGAGACCUUGCCUUAGUAAAUGAUCAGCUACUUGGCUUUGUAAGGGAAAGAACAUUGGACAAACGGUGGCGAGUAAGAAAAGAAGCUAUGAUGGGCCUGGCUCAACUUUAUAAGAAAUACUGUCUUCAUGGCGAAGCGGGAAAGGAAGCUGCAGAGAAAGUCAGCUGGAUAAAGGACAAACUUUUGCAUAUAUAUUAUCAGAAUAGCAUCGAUGACAAACUGUUGGUAGAGAAAAUCUUUGCUCAGUAUCUUGUCCCCCACAACCUGGAAACAGAAGAGAGAAUGAAAUGCUUGUAUUAUUUAUAUGCUAGUUUGGAUCCAAAUGCUGUCAAAGCUCUCAAUGAAAUGUGGAAGUGUCAGAACAUGCUUAGAAGUCAUGUACGAGAACUACUGGAUUUACACAAGCAGCCUACGUCAGAGGCUAACUGUUCCGCCAUGUUUGGAAAACUGAUGACCAUAGCAAAGAAUUUGCCUGACCCUGGGAAAGCACAAGAUUUUGUGAAGAAAUUUAACCAGGUUCUUGGGGAUGAUGAGAAACUGCGGUCUCAGUUGGAGUUGUUAAUCAGCCCGACCUGUUCAUGCAAACAGGCAGAUGUUUGUGUGAGAGAAAUAGCUCGGAAACUUGCAAAUCCUAAGCAGCCAACAAAUCCUUUUCUAGAGAUGGUCAAAUUUCUGUUGGAAAGAAUUGCACCUGUGCACAUUGAUUCAGAAGCCAUAAGUGCACUGGUAAAACUGAUGAAUAAAUCAAUAGAGGGGACAGCAGAUGAUGAAGAGGAGGGUGUAAGUCCAGAUACAGCUAUUCGUUCAGGACUUGAACUUCUUAAGGUUCUGUCUUUCACACAUCCUACCUCGUUCCACUCUGCAGAGACAUAUGAGUCCCUGUUACAGUGCCUCAGAAUGGAAGAUGACAAGGUAGCAGAAGCUGCUAUACAAAUUUUUAGAAAUACAGGCCACAAAAUAGAAACAGACCUACCCCAGAUACGAUCGACCUUAAUUCCCAUUUUACAUCAGAAAGCAAAGAGAGGUACUCCACACCAAGCAAAACAGGCCGUUCACUGUAUACAUGCCAUAUUCACAAAUAAAGAAGUCCAGCUUGCACAGAUUUUUGAGCCACUCAGUAGGAGUCUGAAUGCUGAUGUACCAGAACAACUUAUAACUCCAUUAGUUUCACUGGGCCACAUUUCCAUGUUAGCACCAGAUCAAUUUGCUUCCCCAAUGAAAUCUGUAGUAGCAAAUUUUAUUGUGAAAGAUCUGCUAAUGAAUGACAGGUCAACAGGUGAAAAGAAUGGAAAAUUAUGGUCUCCAGAUGAAGAGGUUUCCCCUGAAGUACUAGCAAAGGUACAGGCAAUUAAACUUCUGGUAAGAUGGCUGUUGGGUAUGAAAAACAACCAGUCCAAAUCUGCCAAUUCAACUCUUCGGUUAUUAUCAGCGAUGUUGGUUAGUGAGGGUGACCUGACAGAGCAAAAGAGGAUCAGUAAAUCUGAUAUGUCUCGCUUGCGAUUAGCUGCUGGUAGUGCCAUAAUGAAGCUUGCUCAGGAACCUUGUUACCAUGAAAUUAUAACCCCAGAACAGUUUCAGCUCUGUGCACUUGUUAUUAAUGAUGAGUGCUAUCAAGUAAGGCAGAUAUUUGCUCAGAAGCUACAUAAGGCACUUGUGAAGUUACUGCUCCCAUUGGAGUAUAUGGCGAUCUUUGCCUUGUGUGCCAAAGAUCCUGUGAAGGAGAGAAGAGCACAUGCACGACAGUGUUUGCUUAAAAAUAUCAGCAUACGCAGGGAGUACAUUAAACAGAACCCCAUGGCUACUGAGAAAUUAUUAUCACUGUUGCCUGAAUAUGUAGUUCCAUAUAUGAUCCACCUGCUAGCCCAUGAUCCAGAUUUUACAAGAUCGCAAGAUGUUGAUCAGCUUCGUGAUAUUAAAGAGUGCCUAUGGUUCAUGCUUGAAGUUUUAAUGACAAAGAAUGAAAAUAAUAGCCAUGCCUUUAUGAAGAAGAUGGCAGAGAACAUCAAACUAACAAAAGAUGCCCAGUCUCCAGAUGAAUCCAAGACAAAUGAAAAACUUUAUACAGUAUGUGAUGUUGCCCUGUGUGUUAUAAAUAGUAAAAGUGCUUUGUGCAAUGCAGAUUCACCAAAGGAUCCAGUCCUUCCAAUGAAAUUUUUUACACAACCCGAAAAGGACUUUUGUAAUGACAAGAGUUACAUUUCAGAAGAGACAAGAGUACUUCUAUUAACAGGAAAGCCGAAACCUGCUGGAGUACUAGGUGCAGUGAACAAGCCUUUAUCAGCAACGGGAAGGAAACCAUAUGUUAGAAGCACUGGAGCUGAGACUGGAAGCAAUAUCAAUGUAAAUUCAGAGCUGAACCCUUCAACCGGAAAUCGAUCAAGGGAACAGAGUUCAGAGGCAGCAGAAACUGGAGUUAGUGAAAAUGAAGAGAAUCCUGUGAGAAUUAUUUCUGUCACACCUGUAAAGAAUAUUGACCCAGUAAAGACUAAGGAGAUUAAUUCUGAUCAGGUUGCCCAGGGCAACAUCAGCAGUGACCGAGGAAAGAAAAGAACAGUAACAGCAGCUGGUGCAGAGAAUAUCCAACAAAAACCAGAUGAGAAAGUAGAUGAAUCAGGACCACCUGCCCCUUCAAAACCCAGGAGAGGACGUCGACCCAAGUCUGAAUCUCAGGGCAAUGCAACCAAAAAUGAUGAUAUAAAUAAACCUCUUAGCAAGGGAAGAAAGAGAGCUGCAGUCAGUCAGGAAAGCCCUGGAGGUUUGGAAGCAGGUAAUGCCAAAGCACCCAAACUGCAAGACAUAGCCAAAAAGGCAGCACCAGCAGAGAGACAAAUUGACUUACAAAGAAGCCAAGUGCUCGGAAGUGAUGGCGAUUCACUUUGGGACAUAGAAUCAAGUCCAGAAAAUUCUUCCAGUGAUCUGGAUCGUUUUAAAGUCUGUGAGAACAGCCAGGAAGAUACUGAGGACUCAGAGCUAGUAAAGGGAAGCUUCCUGAAGGUGCAGCAGGCAGCUUAUAGAGGAUUGUUUGAUAUCGUAUUAUUAAACUUGUUCUGUAUAACAAAUUAAUAGUCUCUGUAAGGAUCUUAAUCACUUAGCUUCUCUCUUACUUUUAGCAUUGUUAUCUUUAUAAAAGGUAUAUGUAAUGUUGGGGUUUGGGAAUAUAAGCAAACAACACCCUUAUCUUUCUCUCCCAAGUUUGGAAUUGUUGAAAAGGAGAUGCAAUCUUAAUAGUGAUAUGGCUGAUUAAAAAUGUGAAAUGACAUAGGCAAGGUAACUACUGAUGCCUUGCCCCUAAAUUGAACAACCAGGCAGACCAGAACACACCUUUUGGGGGCAAAAGAGAACGAAAAAAAGAAAGAAACCAAAGCCCGGCAUGCUGUUUUUCCCUCCCCUACCGCUUCACCUAUUAGAUGGGUCUUCCUCCUCCCAUACAGCAGUAGGAGGUGGGGAGAAGAGGAAGAGACCAUACCUCACGCCCUCAUGCUUCCAGAGAUGAGGAUUUUCCCUCUCUACUAGAGAAAUGGGACUAGUGGGGAAUUCCUCUAACUUCUUAACAGAAUUAAGCUAAAUUUUCCUCCUUGUUUUUUCAGUAUACUAAAGAACAGAACUUAUUCUGCUUAUAAAUUCAUUUUGCCAUAAUGUCUAGUAAUUUUUCUACUAUAAUAUCAGUUUGAAUGUAUUAAUAAAAAAUUAUUUCAAAUAAAUAGCUUUUACUAUUUUAUUGUUGUAAUAAGCAAAUUGAGCAUUGGGUAGCAACAGCAGUUAAUGGUGAAAAUAAUAACUUCGUCAUUGGCAUUUUGUUUUUAUAUAGUUUACAAAAAGAUUCCUAAACCAAGUAGUCUCAGAUGAAAAAUUAAAAUUUUUCAGAUUUUUGUAACUAUAGAAAUAAUUUGGGUUUUGUCUGUUUUCCUGUUUAUAUCUUUUCUAACAUUGCUUUCUUCUACUCCUAUCCUCAAGGUAAAAAGAAAAUUCAUGUGCAAAGGGAGAAAAUGAAGGCCAAACAGAAGCAGGCUCUAGCUUCUGCAAAAACUUGGAUUCAAAAUGACCCGGAACAGAAAAUGAAGUUAAUUUCAGAACACACACUUUCUGCCUUGAAAACUGAAAAAAGCUAUUACUUCCUUUUUUCACAUGACCACAAGUCUUUGAUGGAAAUGUACAGCAGAAACUCUUGAGAGAGGCUAAAAGCAACUCUAUUGUACCCUCCCCCAGACUUUUCUUAUGAAAAGUCAAUAAUUAAGCAAAUUGCUUAACACUUGGUUCCAGUUCCUGCAUAUCUGGAGUUUAAAGGCAUAUUACACCAUUAAUUUCCAUGCUGCAGUCUUUAUUUUAAAGAAAAUAACAGGAUGUCCUUACACUGACAAUGAAAAUUCAUCAGUUUUAGAGCCAGGAAUUUCCCGUGUUACACAAGAAAAAAAUUGAAGUCUACUGAAUUAAUUUUUUAGAAGAAAAGAGAUCAGAUUAAAUAUUUCUUUGUUUUCCUUUUGGAAACUUUUAUGUAUAAUUCUUUCUGCCUGCCUACUUUUCUGCAAAAAUGAGAUGUACAGAUUUCAGUUCCCUGCUAUGAAAAGUGAUGUGGUGGCAAUUUUAUAAAUGUUGCUUUCUGAUUUUUAUCAGAGUGAGAAAAUAAUUAAAAAUUAUUAUUGAUUUCAUAUCACUUCAUAUUUUGAUUUCCCCUCCAUUUUAGUUUAAUAUAAUUUUGCAAUAAAUGUACAUAUUGUUUGUUUCAUAAAGCAUAUCACUUUAAAAAUGGUUUUUACUCCUGUGAUUAUGUUGGAAUGUUUGGAAUUUUAAAGGAGUAAAGACUGUCCAGCAUUUGGUUUUAUAAUGUUUGUCACCAGAUUUUUAUUGAUGUAAAAAAAAAGUCAAUUUUUUAAAAUAGUUGGACUUUGGCAGCUUUGUAAGGAAAGUUGGAGGUGUUUAGGAUUGCUGUCAGUGAGCAGCAUUGUGCUGUUGGGAAAUAAGUGUUUUGCUUUUUGUCUGCCAACCUGGGUUCCGUUUUUAUGUUUAUUUUAGAAGACAACUGUUGCAUCAAUAAAUUGUUCCUUGGCAUUGUUCAGCAUAGGUAAUGUGUGCACUUUUUGUGUACACGUAUUCAUUCAUAUUUAAGUUAAGUUUUUUGCAUAAAAUAAAUGCUUCUAGAUGUCAUAUGGUAGUCUUUUUUAAUCUUUUUAUCAUAUUAUGUUCUCUUAUGAAAUUUUUUAUGUGAAAGGGCUAGUCAUAAACAAAGAACAUGAUUACAGUCAACUCUCCAUUAUCUAUAUAAAAUAGUGACUAUGCCUCUGGUUUUGGAUUUUGCAGUAGUCAUAAACUUAAAAUAAUGAAGGCAUACCAUAGAGCUAAUUUAGGAGGAACUUGAGAUUGGUCCUGUCUCACACCCAGAGUCAUCACCUGCCCCCAUACUCCACUUAAAGCCCUGCCCCAAAGCCCUACCUGAAUGUGUUUGGUGUCCUUGCUCACAUCUAGCGUGGGUUCGAGGACAAAAAUAUUUGUGUUAUAACUUGAUCUUGACAAGCUGUAGUCUACCUGCGAUGUAAAACAAACAGUGAACGUGAACUGUGUCAAAAAAGGGUUAUGUUAAAUGUCAAGUUGCUGGUAGUAAAUGUCACUUAUGUUCUCAUAGAUAAUCAAGAGUUGGCUGUAUAUUGACUGAAUGAAAGAUGGGUAAUUCUUUUAAAUAUGCAUAUACACACACUUAGUUAUCAGAUGAGGGUUAGGGAACAAUGGAUACCAGUGAUAGAAAACAGUAUCUUUUACAAGGGCAGAAAAAGCUCUACUCUUCCUUAUUGCCUCUUCAUAACCCUGUAGAAAGAAAGUAUAAAAUAAUGCCUCCAACAUGCUGAAAAAGAGUAUCUAUGCAUAAGCAUCAGAGAAGUCCCUCAAGCAAUCAGUGGGCAUGUUCUAAUCAGAUUUUGAAGUUCUCUUAGCAUCAGACAACUUGAUUCUUAAGGCCAUCAAUCUGCCACCAAUAUAAAGCACACUGGUAAGGACCUUCCAUCUCUCUUAUCUCCUUGACUAAUUACUCAGCAUCGCAGCUGACUAGAUUACCUAGUAUGAACACAUACUUAACAUAACGUUAACAGACCAUUUGCCUCAGUUAUGGCUGAUCAGAUUUUUGCAGGAGAGGAGUUAACUAAAAGAUCUGGUCCACAUACAUAUGGAAAUGGCCCACCCCUAAUUUUUUUUAAUAUGAAGCAAGUGUCUGGCACUAAGGGAAGGGAGAGUAGGAUGAUGAAAGAUUGAGCUGAUGAAGGAGGGACUUGUUUUAAGGGAAAUUUGUCAUUUUUCCUUUGAAAAAGGAAAAAGUAAAGUCCCUUAGGAAUUUGGUAUUCACAUCUCAGAGAAAUACAACACAAAGUGCAGACUUAUAUUUGAGAAUUAAUGUUAACCCUUUGUGUCUAGUUUGAAGCUUCCUGUAUUUGUCUAAAACUACAAGCCAGAAUUUUGUAUCUCCUUUGAUAAAAAGUGUGUAUAAUGUAAAGUAGUUUUGCAUAUUCUUGUGCUGCACAUGGGCUGAAUUUUUAAAAUUUUUUAAAGACUUGAAGCAGAACCUUGUAAUUUGUGUAAAUGACAAGUGUAAAAUCCUACCAUAAAAUGCUAAAAAUAUGCAUUGUUUCAAAUAAAACCAAGAAUGCAGCAUUAUAUA
Messenger RNA from Vicugna pacos (alpaca), 7852 nucleotides. The record is from RefSeq and is a predicted model, not a curated record. NCBI's taxonomy places the organism in Eukaryota, Metazoa, Chordata, Mammalia, Artiodactyla, Camelidae.